UUAAACUCCAACAAGAAACCACCUAUCACGUUUCUCCUUCCUUAUAACCCCUAUCCGUCACUGCCCUCACAUUUCAACUUUCGCCGGAGAUGAAGGACGGUAUGAAGCAUCCGGUGGCGGAGGCAACCGAGGAGAGCCCAUUCGGACCCUUGACUCCGGAAGAGUUCUACUCGCGCCACUCAGUGAGCCACGGCACCGAGUUCAUCACCAACUCUCGCGGCCUCAAACAAUUCACCCAGUGGUGGACCCCUCUCCCUCCGGCGAAGGUGAUUGGCACCGUCUGUGUCGUCCACGGCUUCACCGGCGAGUCCAGCUGGAUGGUCCAGCUCACCGCCGUCCACUUCGCCAAGCAGGGGUUCGCGGUCUGCGCCAUCGACCACCAGGGCCAUGGCUUCUCCGACGGACUCGUCGCUCACAUACCGGACAUCAACCCCGUCGUCGACGACUGCGUGUCAUUCUUCGACUCGUUCCGCGACCGCCACGUGCCUCCGGAGCUGCCCUCAUUCCUCUAUGCCGAGUCACUCGGCGGCGCCAUUGCUCUGCUCAUAACCCUCCGCCGCGGCAAUUCCGCCCCGAAACGGCCGUUCGACGGCGUCGUUUUGAACGGGGCGAUGUGCGGGAUCAGCGAUAAGUUCAAGCCGCCGUGGCCGUUGGAGCAUUUUCUGGACAUCGCGGCGUACCUGAUACCUACGUGGCGCGUUGUUCCCACUCGCGGAUCCAUACCUGAUGUUUCGUUCAAGGAGGAAUGGAAGAGGAAGAUGGCGAUUGCUAGCCCUAGAAGGACGAUGGGGAGGCCUCGAGCAGCGACGGCGCGUGAAUUGCUGAGGGUAUGCGGCGAUUUGCAAUCGAGGUUUGAAGAAGUGGACGUCCCGUUUCUGAUCGUUCACGGGGAGAGCGACGUCGUAUGCGAUCCGGCGUGUGUGGAAGAGCUAUACAGACGCGCCGCCAGCAAGGACAAGACGCUGAAAAUAUACCCUGGAAUGUGGCACCAACUGGUGGGUGAGCCGGAGGAGAAUGUGGAACGCGUUUUUGGAGACAUUGUGGAGUGGCUCACGACUAGAGCUAACCGCGCCACCAAUUGAAAGGCCGCCGCGUACGGCGGAUGACGGUGGCUAAUUAUUUGAAGCAAAUUGGAUUGGGUAACUAGUAGUUGGCAGUAAUUAAUAAAGAGUAAUGAGUUGGGCCCAUGAGCUUUGGGAGUACGAAAUGUAAGGCCUAACCCAAAUGGUUUCUUUCAAAGAAAAUGUACAUGUUCCCUAUCUGUGGGGUUGUCAAAACUUAAAAGGGCAUUUCACGCCCAUAAUGUGUACAUGAAAAAACACUCUUAAAAUUCUUAAUGGAAAGUGUAGAACUUUUAAAAAUAGUUCAACGAUUUAAUGAUAAUUUAAUACGAAUAAUAAUGGUGAUGAUAGAUAGUAUAUCAAACUGAAUAUAAAUUAUAGUUCC
Molecule: messenger RNA, 1446 nt
Organism: Cuscuta epithymum
Lineage: Eukaryota; Viridiplantae; Streptophyta; Magnoliopsida; Solanales; Convolvulaceae
Source: the annotation of a GenBank genome assembly